Molecule: messenger RNA, 1425 nt
Organism: Penicillium cinerascens
Lineage: Eukaryota; Fungi; Ascomycota; Eurotiomycetes; Eurotiales; Aspergillaceae
Product: fungal specific transcription factor domain-containing protein
Exons: 4
Coding region: 1-1425 (474 amino acids)
Biological process (GO): regulation of DNA-templated transcription
Cellular component (GO): nucleus
Molecular function (GO): DNA-binding transcription factor activity, RNA polymerase II-specific; transcription cis-regulatory region binding
Source: RefSeq, a predicted model, not a curated record
AUGGAGCCAAUUUUGUUAAUCUAUUAUCAGACAGCGCAGUCUAGCGCGGAGAGAACUGCCCGCGAUGCUCCCAUGAGCCUUAUCCAAGAAAUCCGAGAGAAUAUCACCUUACAUCGACAGCCACGGCAGAUCCAAGAUCUCUUAGAGGAUGUCAUCGUAAAUGGGAUCGUCUCGGAGAACACAGCCUUUUCACUCCUAAAAGGAUUUUCAAAGCUAUCGAGUCGCUGGCUAUUUUUGAACACCGACUUAACAGAUCUACGAACCAAAUCCCCCCUUCUAUUUGGUACUUGUAUCCUUGCCGGUCUUCACAUAACCCCAUCAUUGCACGGUUCGCCAACACAUCACGCAUUAUACCGCCACGUUCAUGGACUGUUAGGCCGGUCCCAAUGUGCAUCUGCUGUUUCCCUGGAUACGAUUCAAGCAAUGCUGGUUUGCUCCAUGUGGGACUUAAGGCCGACCAGAGAUCAUGACCAUGGCAAUUCAUGGCUUUUGAGCGGUACAGCGGCGAUGCAGGUUAUGAUCACGACUUCUUUUGGGCAGCUACUGCAGACGAGAAAUAUUCAGGAACAGGCACGCGCGCGGGAGAUCUUGCGUACCUGGAACUUGAUUUGCUUGUGUCAGCUACAAUUCUCCGUUGGCUCUGGUCGACCACCUGUUAUUUCUGGACAAUACUUUGAUCAAUGUGCAAAGAUUCUCGAAUUCCCAUCUUAUAACUCCCGAGAUGAGCUAGUGCUAGCUGGCGUGUAUCUUUAUCGAAAACUAUGGGAAUUGGUUAGUUCGAACGUGAUUCAGAAGGAGGUUCCAGCCUGGCCUGAGAUCGAACAACUAUGCAAGUCGCAAGAACAUAUCUACAAUCUUGACUCAUCCGAGCCUUUGCGUUUUGCCUAUUCCUGCACUUACCUGAUCCUCGCUCGCCGCACACUGCAGCACAUCCACGAAUCUCAACCAGGAAACUCCAGCAGCACACGAAUCAGGCCGGAAGCAGAUAAUGCUCUUGCAUUUAUCAGAUUUGCGAUUCAUCACUCAAACCAGAUUUUGGUCCUUUUUCUCUCCAUGUCUGAUCUCACAACCUGCAUCCAUCCAGCAUACGAGAAUCUCCUGUGCUCAUUUGCGAUGGUCACUUUGGCCGAGUUUGUUAGCCAUGUGGUCAAUAUCGGCGAGACUAUUGGGCUCAUGGAGCGGGCUAUAUCUCACAUCCAGCGUGGAGGGAAGGCUGAGCCUGUGAGUCGGUGGUCUUUGAAUGUCAUCAAGCAGCAUGUCAAUGGGAGUGAGUUGGACUCUUUCAUAGAUGGAGCUGAUAGUACCGAGACUUUCGCUCCACCCACAGCAGAGAAUCCAAGAUCGUGGAUGGAAAGUGACUGGAGUAUGAAUCUCGAGCAGGAGUUUCCAUCUCUUGAAGAUAUGUUCUUUGGCAAUGCGGCUUGA